GCUCAUUACCGACUGAAGUUCUGACAUUCUACACGCUCUGCACGCAAAUACCUUCAGCAUGCCUCUCAAGCUGCACUACUUCGCAGGCGCCGGCCGCGCCGAGGUGUCGCGCCUGCUCUUCACCAUUGGCAACGUGCCGUUUGAGGAUGUCACUUACACAUACGCCACCUUUGCCGAGUUCAAGGCCAAGACACCCUUUGGCCAAGUGCCUGUUCUGGAGUUUGAGGAUGGGAGCAUGCUGGCACAGAGCGGCGCCAUUGACCGCUAUGUGGCCAAGCUGACGGGUCUGUACCCGGAGGACCCCAAGGACGCCGCGUUUGCGGACAUGGUGGUCUUCCACGUGACCGACUUCAUGGACUUGUUCAUGCCCACCUGGACCAUGCCCGCUGAGGAGAAGGUGAAGGCGCGUCAGGACAUCCUGGCCGGCAAGGGCGGCGACAAACUGAAGCAGCUGGAGAAGAUUAUUGAGAAGGCCAAUGCCGAGGGCGGCGGCUGGCUGGCGGGCGGCAAGCUUUCUUUCGCCGACGUGGUGGUGUUCACCUACCUCAGCGGCAUCACCAGCCCCAUCAUGGAGGGCAUUCCCAAGGACCUGCUAAACUCCUACCCGGCAAUCAAGGCCUUCCGCAACAAGAUUGCGAAUCUGCCCGCCGUCAAGGCCUACUACCAGGACAAGACGGAGGAGAGCCGUGCCUCGUACAAGCCUGACCCCUGAGCCCGCCUUAUAGGGGACGGGGAAGGCCCGCGGGCAGGUUGCGCUCUGGCGAGAGCCGUGGGGUUUUGAGGCGUGUUACUGGUGAAGUAUUGCUGGCUGCAUUGGGAUGUUGGCACUGGGCCGCGGUUGCUGCGCCUUCGUGGAUGGUACUGCGACGGGCACCUACGACGGGGCUGUUACUUCGUUACUUUGUCAAGCUUGCCGUUACAUAGUUCAGAUUGUGCAUAAGUGAUUGCAGAUACUGUGGCAUUACCGGUAUAGUAUUGUAGCAGAAUAACCAUAAUUUGAUGCCCUACGACGCGGAACUCGCAAGGGGUGUCUUGUUUUGCCGAUGGGGUAAGCUGCGGGCACACAAUACACACACGGUAAAUACCCAACAUUGAGCCAGCGCCGCUCGGCGUUUGCCUUGAAGUCGUUUGGUUUACAGUCUGAGCUUUACAGUGUUAACACAGCGACCCAUAACCAUGCAGUCCCUCCACGCGCGCUCGACGCGCACCUGUAUCGCAACCCAGAACGCUGCCACGCGCCGAGCUGUCGUCGUUCAAGCAUCUAAGGGCUUUGGAGCAGCGCAACCAAAGAAAUUUGUGCAGCGCAAGGACGCUGCGACGCCCGACCCUUGCCCAUGCGAGAGCGGGAAGGCCUACAAGGUGUGAUUUGUGCAGUUGAUAACGC
This is a messenger RNA of Chlamydomonas reinhardtii, 1384 nucleotides long. RefSeq lists its product as uncharacterized. The transcript has 8 exons. The record is from RefSeq and is a predicted model, not a curated record. Gene Ontology annotation, biological process: glutathione metabolic process. Bases 59 to 712 code for a protein of 217 amino acids. Gene Ontology annotation, molecular function: glutathione transferase activity. NCBI's taxonomy places the organism in Eukaryota, Viridiplantae, Chlorophyta, Chlorophyceae, Chlamydomonadales, Chlamydomonadaceae.